This is a messenger RNA of Nezara viridula (southern green stink bug), 459 nucleotides long. NCBI's taxonomy places the organism in Eukaryota, Metazoa, Arthropoda, Insecta, Hemiptera, Pentatomidae. The record is from the annotation of a GenBank genome assembly.
AUGCCUAAGAGCUCAAUGGCGCCCCCAAGAGCGAGCAACUCAAAUUGGUACUUCAUUGUCAGCGUAGAGAACGCUGCUAAAUGGGUUAAUGGUCGGAUUAUAAAUUCAGAUGGAGCUGUUGGAGUCCUAAAACUGCAGGAUAAUUAUAUACAAGAAGGAUAUAUCCACCUCGGCCUGACUUCCACCCGUGGUAGAAGAGUAUAUGAAAUUAAUGGGGUGAGGUGUAAGGAGGAAGCGGACGAGAAGCGGUGGAUGGGCUGGGAUACGGAGGACGCCCUGGGGGGCAGUUCUACCCACUUUGUAUUCCCUCCCAGCCACCUCACCCCUCACCUUUCUUGUUUUCAAUUUUUUUUCCUUUUUCCUUUUCCCUUCUACUCCUCACCUAUCAAAUAUCACCACUUGGAUGUCAGGAUAGUAGAGCACCUCAAAAACGAUAGGAUGCUUCUAGGAACGAAUUGA